Messenger RNA from Hypoxylon fragiforme, 837 nucleotides. RefSeq lists its product as uncharacterized. The transcript has a single exon. Bases 1 to 837 code for a protein of 278 amino acids. The record is from RefSeq and is a predicted model, not a curated record. Lineage: Eukaryota; Fungi; Ascomycota; Sordariomycetes; Xylariales; Hypoxylaceae.
AUGUCAUACCAUCAAACUACAUUUCCCCAAUUUCCCCGACUACCUGCAGAGAUCCGACGCUUGAUUUGGAUCCAUGCGCUGCCCAAGGGGCGCAUCCAGCUCUUUGCUAAGAAUGUGCCUUGGAAGAAUUGGCGUCUUCUGCCCCCUGUGAUUGCUCACGUCUGCCAGGAGUCACGGGAAGUCGCGUUGAAUCACUCUGUCGUGAGAGGCUUCCCAACCGCUGAAGAUACUCAGACUACCACGUGGUUUAUUGGAUCCCGUGAUAUCCUCGAACUGCACAGCGGGUAUCCCUAUCCGCUCUCCAACCCGGAACCGUUCUUUUCCGCAGCUGAACAGAUUUCAAUCAACGCGGGCGACUUCGAGGGGGAUAUCAAAAUGGUCAUCAAAGACUUCAUCGAAGGCCAGCUUUUCCAUGAUGUGAAGAUAGUCUACCUCAUAGUUGAGCAGAUAGAGACAGCGUAUUGGCCGCCAUUUCGGCCAGAUAUGACUGAGCAAGACAAGAGCAAAGGAACGAUCAUCGACCUGUGCAGCGACGAGGACAGGAGAAAAAUAGAAGCUUACAAGGCAUGGGCGCGCUUCCAGGAGAUGUCUCCCAUUUUCCCUCGACGAGAAGAAGUAGAGCUGGCUCUAAGGAUGCGUUUAGACAGGAUCAUAUUAGAGGAGAUUAGUCAUCAUCACGAGCGUUUAUUACAGGCCGGAUACCAAGAGGAGCGAGGCGAUAUUAUCUCAUCAUUCCCAAGAACUACACCUAUCAGCCCUAAUCACCCCUGGAUUCUUCGACAAUGGAGACGAUUACCCGAAUUCCGACCAGCAUUGCUGAUUCUUGGGUGGCGGUAA